Molecule: messenger RNA, 483 nt
Organism: Cutaneotrichosporon cavernicola
Lineage: Eukaryota; Fungi; Basidiomycota; Tremellomycetes; Trichosporonales; Trichosporonaceae
Exons: 5
Coding region: 1-483 (160 amino acids)
Source: RefSeq, a predicted model, not a curated record
AUGGACCCGAAGUGGUUCGAGAUGGUCAACAACAACGCCGAUAUCUCUAUCAGGCGCGAGGCCGAGAGGGUUUUGCCCGAAAUCAAUCGCUUCCUUCACAUGAUUAACAACCCCGACUUCCAAAAAGAGCUCGCCACCAUCGACGAUUGCGACCUACUGUUGCAGCACUGUCGGUGGGCCGACCACAAUGUAUGGUGGAUGCAAGGGUUCAUCGACAAACUUGUUGCGGGCUCCAAGGCGACCAACGUGCCCCUGGACCACGGACAGUUGAACGUUAUCGGCCACUUCACGGCUGCGAUCCGGGUUAAUGCUUUGUUGGCCAACAAGUUUCGGCUCCGCUUGAACAUUCCAUACUUUUGCCAAGUGACAGACCCGGCAUCCGACGAAUCCAAGCGCUUGCUACAGUACUCGCUGUUACAGUUCAGAGUCCGCCUGUUUUCUGCUGAUGCCUCCCACCGCCGGAUCCAAUCGAGGCCGUGGUAG